GUGUUUACACAAUUACGUCAUUGAUAUCUGUGUAAAACACAUGAGUACACCACAGCGAACAAAAUUGCUGGUUUGUAAAACCUUGGAAGAGGCUUUAAGGAAAAUCCAGGAGCUGGAAAUGCAAGAUAAUUUGUGCCUGACUCUAGUACGAAGAAUUUUGGGAAGACGGAGUUGGUUAUGGACCUUUGCCGCCCUUCAUCCAGAGCCUUCCACAGAGAUGGCAGAUAUAUCGCUGCCUGGACCAACAGUUGACCAUGCCGUUGAGUCCAUGAUAUCAGUAGCAGCCAUGAAAACAUCUACAGAAUUACAUCUGCGGCCGUGGCUAUUAAUGGAUACAUUCUGCACCACUUCCAUGUGCUGUCAGUUUGAAACGUCUCUACUCUGACAGAAGGAAGGGAAUGAAUACCCAGGAUUGUUCCUCAGGAAAAUCUCUUCAACAGGCUGUUGUCAGUUUGCAUGCUCUUUGGAUGGAAUUACUCUACCUUGGCUUGCAGAGAAUCUGUGAUA
Molecule: messenger RNA, 507 nt
Organism: Mya arenaria
Lineage: Eukaryota; Metazoa; Mollusca; Bivalvia; Myida; Myidae
Exons: 3
Coding region: 41-385 (114 amino acids)
Source: RefSeq, a predicted model, not a curated record